Elaeis guineensis (African oil palm) is the source of this 1320-nucleotide messenger RNA. RefSeq names its product oleoyl-acyl carrier protein thioesterase, chloroplastic. Gene Ontology annotation, biological process: fatty acid biosynthetic process. Gene Ontology annotation, molecular function: acyl carrier activity; fatty acyl-[ACP] hydrolase activity. The record is from RefSeq and is a predicted model, not a curated record. Lineage: Eukaryota; Viridiplantae; Streptophyta; Magnoliopsida; Arecales; Arecaceae.
GGCGUCCGUCAGAGGAGGAGCGGCGGCAUGUUGAAGGGGUGCGCGGCGGCGGGGCCGAUCCGCGUCCGCGAGGCGGGUGCGGUCCAAUGCAGGGGGCUCGGCGCCGCCGGUAGGGGAAGGAGGCGGCCGGUGGCGACAUCGGUGCGGUGCUCCCGGCCGGAGGCGCCGCCGGUGACGGGCCUGGCCGCCGCUGCCGCGGCGGCGGGGGGCGGUGGGAUGGGGUUGGCGGAGAGUCUUCGGCUGGGGAGGCUGGUGGAGGACGGUCUGUCCUACAAGGAGAGCUUCAUCGUGAGGUGCUACGAGGUGGGAAUCAACAAGACCGCCACCGUCGAGACCAUUGCCAAUCUCCUCCAGGAAGUUGGGGGCAACCAUGCACUGAGUGUUGGAUUUUCUACUGAUGGGUUCGCCACGACCCCUACCAUGAGGAAACUUCGCCUCAUAUGGGUGACUUCUCGCAUGCACAUUGAAAUAUAUAAGUAUCCUGCUUGGGGUGAUGUUGUUGAGAUUGAAACAUGGUGCCAAGGGGAAGGAAGAAUAGGCACCAGGCGUGAUUGGAUUAUCAAGGAUUUGGCUACUGGUGAAGUUAUUGGUAGAGCCACCAGCAAGUGGGUAAUGAUGAACCAAGAUACUAGGAAACUUCAGCGAGUAAGUGAUGAAGUGAGGGAAGAAUAUCUUGUCUUCUGCCCGAGAACUCCUAGAUUAGCAUUUCCAGAGGAGGAUAAUGGCAGCGUGAAGAAAAUUCCUAAACUUGAAGAGCCUGCAGAUUAUUCACGAUCAGAACUUGUUCCCAGGAGAGCCGAUUUGGACAUGAACCAACAUGUAAACAAUGUAACUUAUAUCGGAUGGGUCCUUGAAAGCAUGCCUCAAGAAAUUAUCGAUACCCAUGAACUCCAGACAAUCACCCUGGAUUACAGGAGAGAAUGCCAGCAUAAUGACAUGGUUGAUUCUCUUACUAGUCUGGAAUUGGCUGAUGAUUAUAGCACUAAUGGGUCUGCUAUUGGAAAGCAACACAAGAAAGAGCACCAUCGCUUUUUGCAUUUCUUGAGAUUGUCCAGCACUGGACUUGAAAUAAAUCGAGGUCGCACUGAGUGGAGGAAGCUAGUUCGAUGAGGUUUUGUGUUGGAAGCUACUUUGUUCUCCCUCUUUUGUCUCUGCUCUUUAGAAUGCAUGUAUUAUGCUGUCAUUUCGCUGUUGUUUUCUUCCAUUUGCCAAUUAUGUCAUGUUACUUGUAAGCGCUCAGAUUUUGCAGCAAUUUGCAUGAUUGAUUGGAUGGUGAGCUAUUUUUAUGCAAGAGAUAUAUAGACAACUUUCAUUUUCUAA